Molecule: messenger RNA, 2651 nt
Organism: Brienomyrus brachyistius
Lineage: Eukaryota; Metazoa; Chordata; Actinopteri; Osteoglossiformes; Mormyridae
Gene: rhoub
Product: ras homolog family member Ub
Exons: 3
Coding region: 229-960 (243 amino acids)
Biological process (GO): small GTPase-mediated signal transduction
Molecular function (GO): GTPase activity; GTP binding
Source: RefSeq, a predicted model, not a curated record
AAAAACCAGUUUGAGAACCUGGAGGACUGACUACUAAACCUUGGAAGUUAGACAGUGAAAAUAACAGCUUUAAUUUUUUUGCAUGGUUUAUAUUAUAAGCUGUAUUGAAACAAUUCGCAUGUAAUUAAAGAGGGACGAUAAAGCAGUUUUAUCGCCUAAUAGAUUUUUUGAUGGUAAAAAAUAUAUUUUUUUUUUCUCGGGUGAGGAAAAGGGCGUGAAAAAUCAGCAAUGCCGUCUCCGAACUCGGUGGAUUACAGCAAAUUGAUGGCACCUCCGGUGCCGCCGCACAAACCCAAAGCGGCCCGUCCCGCGGAAGCCAGCGAGCGGCUGCUGAAGUGUGUGCUGCUGGGCGACGGCGCGGUGGGUAAGACCAGCCUGGUGGUCAGCUACACCACCAACGGCUACCCCACCAAGUACGUGCCCACGGCUUUCGAUGACUUCUCAGCCGUGGUGCAGGUGGAUGGGAACCCAGUGAGGCUGCAGCUCUGUGACACCGCUGGCCAGGAUGAGUUCGACAAACUGCGACACUUCUGCUACCCCCGCACAGACGCUCUUCUGCUCUGCUUCAGCGUGGUGAGCCCAGCCUCCUUCCAGAACGUGUGGGAGAAGUGGGUGCCCGAGAUCAGGCGCCGCUGCCCCGCGGUCCCUGUGCUGCUGGUGGGCACGCAGUGUGACCUACGGCAGGACGUCAAGGUGCUGAUCGAGCUGGCCAAGCGGCGUGAGUGCCCGGUGGCCGAGGAGGACGCGCGUGUUCUCGCCGAGAAGGUGGGCGCGGUAGCCUACGUGGAGUGCUCAGCGCUGACGCAGAAGAACCUGAAGGAGGUUUUCGAUGCCGCCAUAGCGGCUGGCUUGCGGCAAGCCGACCGCCGUGCCCGGCGGGAGCGGAAGGUGAGGAGCACGGCGGACAAGAUGAAGACCCUGUCCAAGUCUUGGUGGAAGAAAUAUGUCUGUGUACAGUGAUGUGGUUCCAGCCCUCUGGAGCAAUGGCUGCAAGUGACUCACACCAUGACAUGUCUACUUCUGAACCUCUUGGGUCGAGUCAUCCCCAAAUCGAGUGCUCAGGUCAUGAAACCCAAUAGCAGAUGGAAGCAAAACCUGAUGAUCUAACUUCUUCCUGAGCACUCCCCCCCCCCCCCCCCCCAAGAGCUUGACCAGUGAGUGUUUGCCAAGUGGAACCUACUCACAGGACUUGGGACUGAAGGUUACCAUGUGGUGUAACGUCUAACUACAUUCAAAGCUACAGUGAUCAGAUCAUGACCUCCUUUGGACAAUGGUGAGGCUUCUCAGAUCCUUAUGGAGCCGGGGAGGAAGGUUCUGAGUUUGUCUGUUUGUUUGUUUUGUGCCCUUAUGACUGGAUAUGGUAGUCCUUUGUUUUCAUCUCCUAUUGCAUAUCACAUAUUUAUUUCCCCCUAUCCUUUUUGUCUCGGGAAAAAACUAUCACUGAAUGUUUUGUUUUUUUUUUUUUCAUUUUUAUUAUAAGGAUGUCAAAGUGACCUUAGACGACAGUACAUUGGAUUAAUAAUGGGUUAAUUUGUGACCAUACCGGUGUGAUCACUUACAGCCCACCAGGAGAACCACGGCUCAGCAAAGUGUAGGUUUACGCAGCUGUGUGCUCAGGAUAGAGGUGUGUGAUUGGCUGCUUUCCACGGCCUUCACGACCUCUGACCUUUUUGGUAUCUGUAGCCUCAGCUGUCAAUAGCCUCAGCUGCAGGGGACACACACUAAACUUCUAAGUCUGUGCUUACUUUGCACCGUAAUGUAUGGGUCUGUUACAGAUAUAAUCCCCGAACAGUUAAAUUUUCAGACUGCUGGGUAUCAUCUUGCUAAAUUAAAUAGCUACUUGACCGUAUUGCCACAACUGAGUUCGGACUGAUCUGAAACACCAACUUCUGUCUCGGAGCACAACCUGGCCCCAAUGCUAUUGCACUUUUGUGACUGUAAACUUUGUGGCUGCACAAAAACAGCCCCUGGUUUGCGCAAUGUGGCCCCACAAACAUGUCAGAGUUUAUCAGUCUCCUUUGGCAUUGAUGUUUACCAAUGAUUCAUGCGCCGCCCCUUGAUUAUCAUGCUCCGCCCUCUUACUGUUAUGUCCUACCUCCUAGACCAGUACUGAUCUUUACCACCACUGCUUUCCAGCUGUCUUUACCCCUUUGAAAAUGAGUUUACUGUUCGAACCAGCGCUGGACCCUUCUGGAACACAGUCACGUUCUGAUACCAGAUGCUUUAUAACCUGCAAAGAACAAAGCCCUACCAGGGUGACUAUAAAAAUAAUAUAGAAAAUGUAUUGCUUCUCAUUUUUAAGAAGCCGCGAUGUCUCUUUGUGUUUUAAUCACAUGUUUGUCAGGCAAUAAACUGUAACCACUGAUCAAAUCAAUGGAAAAAUAGAUGAGAUUGACAAGGAAUUUGUUUUUGUUGAAUCCUUCAUUUCAUGCAAUGAUCUCUUUACUACAUUAUCACUAUCAGGGUAAUUAAAUGUAGAUUUGUUUAAUAAUGAUGACAAAUAUCUUCCAUUGUUCUCGUUUUCAAACUCAAGAGUGUGAUCAAAAACAAGCGAGUUUGUCACCAUUUUGUAAACCUCGCAUUUCGUUUUUCUGGAUGAGAACAUGAAUGACAUGAUGAUCUCUAAAUAAAUGUGAAAUCCUUCUCCAGUA